This is a messenger RNA of Pipistrellus nathusii (Nathusius's pipistrelle), 1281 nucleotides long. The record is from the annotation of a GenBank genome assembly. Lineage: Eukaryota; Metazoa; Chordata; Mammalia; Chiroptera; Vespertilionidae.
AUGGCUCACCUCAGGGGAUUUGCCAACCAGCACUCGCGUGUGGACCCCGAGGAGCUCUUUACCAAGCUGGACCGCAUUGGCAAGGGCUCCUUCGGGGAGGUGUUCAAGGGCAUCGACAACCGCACCAAGGAGGUGGUGGCCAUCAAGAUCAUCGACCUGGAGGAGGCCGAGGACGAGAUCGAGGACAUCCAGCAGGAGAUCACCGUGCUCAGCCAGUGCGACAGCCCCUACAUCACCCGAUACUUCGGCUCCUACCUGAAGAGCACAAAGCUGUGGAUUAUCAUGGAGUACUUGGGCGGCGGCUCCGCGCUGGACCUGUUGAAACCGGGCCCCCUCGAGGAGACCUACAUCGCCACGAUCCUGCGGGAGAUUCUGAAGGGCCUGGACUACCUGCACUCGGAGCGCAAGAUCCACAGAGACAUCAAAGCUGCCAACGUGCUGCUCUCAGAGCAAGGUGAUGUGAAGCUGGCAGACUUCGGGGUGGCGGGGCAGCUCACGGACACGCAGAUCAAGAGGAACACAUUCGUGGGCACCCCCUUCUGGAUGGCACCCGAAGUAAUCAAGCAGUCAGCCUAUGACUUCAAGGCCGACAUUUGGUCGCUGGGGAUCACAGCCAUCGAGCUGGCCAAGGGUGAGCCUCCGAACUCUGACCUCCACCCCAUGCGUGUCCUGUUCCUGAUCCCCAAGAACAGCCCGCCCACGCUGGAGGGCCACCACAGCAAGCCUUUCAAGGAGUUUGUGGAGGCCUGCCUUAACAAGGAUCCCCGCUUCCGGCCCACCGCCAAAGAGCUCCUGAAGCACAAGUUCAUCACGCGAUAUACCAGGAAGACCUCCUUCCUGACCGAGCUCAUUGACCGCUACAAGCGCUGGAAGUCCGAGGGGCACGGCGAGGAGUCCAGCUCCGAGGACUCGGACAUAGAUGGAGAUGCUGAGGACGGAGAACAGGGCCCCAUCUGGACGUUCCCUCCAACCAUCCGGCCGAGCCCGCACAGCAAGCUGCACAAGGGGACGGCCCUGCACGGCCCCCAGAAGUCUGUGGAGCCCGUCAAGAGGCAGCCGCGAUCCCAGUGCCUGUCCACGCUGGUCCGGCCUGUCUUUGGAGAGCUGAAAGAGAAGCACAGGCAGAGCGGCGGGGGUGUGGGGGCGCUGGAGGAGCUGGAGAACGCCUUCAGCCUGGCCGAGGAGUCCUGCCCCGGCAUCUCUGACAAGCUGAUGGCUCACCUGGUGGAGCGGGUGCAGAGGUUUUCACACAACAGAAACCACCUGCCGUCCACCCGCUGA